Messenger RNA from Rhineura floridana, 1172 nucleotides. RefSeq names its product matrix metalloproteinase-23-like. NCBI's taxonomy places the organism in Eukaryota, Metazoa, Chordata, Lepidosauria, Squamata, Rhineuridae. The coding region runs from base 1 to 1170 and encodes 389 amino acids. The transcript has 9 exons. Gene Ontology annotation, cellular component: extracellular matrix. Gene Ontology annotation, biological process: extracellular matrix organization; proteolysis; collagen catabolic process. Gene Ontology annotation, molecular function: metalloendopeptidase activity; zinc ion binding. The record is from RefSeq and is a predicted model, not a curated record.
AUGCGUGAGAAAAAGAACAACCAAGGUACAGCAGCCUUCAUCACAUCUGGCAGCAAUGAACUGAGGAACUGGUCUCAGCACAGCGGCAGAGCAUCUGCUGUACAGGGGGAAGGACCAGCCCAGUCUGCCGUAGUGGCUUCUGUCCCUUGGCAAUCUGACAAAGUCUUGGCCAGGAGGAGGCGCUAUGCAAUCAGCCCUCUAGGUUACAAAUGGGACCAUGUGAAUCUGACCUACAAGAUCGUGCAGUUCCCCAGCACCCUCAACAAGGUGGACACCGAGCGAGCCAUUGUGAGUGCCUUCCGCAUGUGGAGCAAUGUUUCACCACUCACCUUCCAGCGCUUGGCCCCUACUCAGCCGGCAGACAUCACUAUAGGUUUCUACACAUUCAACCACACCGACUGCUGGUUCUCUCCCAUGCAUCCUUGCUUCGACGGGCUCAAUGGGGAGCUGGCGCACGCUUUCCUCCCUCCCCGUGGUGAGAUCCACUUCGAUAACCAUGAAUUUUGGAUCCUGGGCCGCUCCCGCUUCAGUUGGAAGCAAGGUGUCUGGUUGAAUGACCUUGUGCAAGUAGCAGCUCAUGAGAUUGGCCAUGCCCUGGGCCUCUGGCACUCCCGGGAUGUCCAUGCCCUCAUGCAUCCCAAUGCCACCUACAGCAGGACAUGGCGCAUUGGCCAGGAUGAUGUCUGGGCCAUUCAGCAGCUGUACGGUUGUGUGGAUGAAAAGAAGCAGUGCCAACUCUGGGCCCAGCUAGGCUUCUGCAGCCGUCGGCGAGCCUUCAUGAAGAGGCACUGCCCCAGAAUCUGCAACACCUGUUUUGAGCCCCCUGUUACCGCCGCCACCUCCUCCUCCCUACCUGCUUGGCCUUCCCAUGUUCACACCAGAUACAUCUCCAAAGGCAAAGCUGUCACCUUCCGCUGCGGGCUGAACUCUUCCAGGCCCCGCUGGCAAGUCAGCUGGUAUAAAGAUGGGGAGCCGCUCUCCCACUCCCUCCCAGGCUUUGAUUUGCUUCCCAGCCAAGAUCUGCGAGUCGUUGCCACCGAGUUCAGCGAAGGACGGUAUGCCUGCUUGAUCCGCCGUGGCAGCAGGACUCUCCGGGCUCAUUCUUGGCAGAUAAAGAUCAAAGCUGGAAAUCCCUUGCCCCCCAUGAUGGGCAAACUGGGGAGAGCAUGAAC